AUGUCAGAUCUUUGUCAAAAUUGUAAACAUCGAUAACUCAAAUCCAAAUUGACAGGCAAGAAAUUCUCAAUGCACAUCCUAAAUUAGAUCCGACAAUUACGUUCACCACGUAAUAUUGAAACACCAUUUAUAAAUGUUAUUGAUUACUUACAAAGAAUACAUAGAAAGAAAGAAGAUGACUAAUAUGAGGAGUAAGAUUCAGAAAAACUACAACAAUACAGUCACAUUCCAACUCACAUCUCAAAGUAGAAAACUGAUGCCUAAGUGGAAGAUGCAACAACCACCACAUCCAGAUAAAUUCAAUUUCCAGUCUCCAUGUUUAUUUCAAGAGGAGCUUCAGCUACUAAAGUUAAAAGCAGUGCAUUCUACAAGAUGAGAAAAACGAGUUAAAGUUCUAGAGACAACAAAAGAAAGCGGAAUAUUGAGAUCGGACCAAUGUUUAAUUAAACCAUAAACUGUGAGGAGCUUUAAUUCAAAAAUGGAUGA
Molecule: messenger RNA, 486 nt
Organism: Paramecium tetraurelia
Lineage: Eukaryota; Ciliophora; Oligohymenophorea; Peniculida; Parameciidae
Exons: 2
Source: RefSeq, a predicted model, not a curated record